AUGCCAAGGAAUCCUCGUGCGACAAAUGAAGCAUGGAUUCAUUUACAUGCAGAUAAGUCAGGAGAAAGAGCUAUGAGAUCAUCGACGAUAUGCCCUCAUCCAGCAACAAAGACGAUCCGAAGCCCAUUGGGGUCUCCUUGCGUGAUGAAAGAUAUAUUGACCAGCUCACUCUCCUUCAAUCUGUUGAUAGAGAAUCUGAGAAAUAUUUCACGGAAUUGCCCUAGCGAGUUCGUUGAUGUAGAAACUGAUCCCGCUGCCAUGAACGUCGAUGCCUCCUUCUAUACCAAUGACAGUUCAUGUUACCUGGCACAAGUGUUUCAUAUUGAUCCGUCGAGCAGUCAGCAUGAAUUUGGAUAUCAGAAACAGGAGAAACGCUCCAUCUUUUCGCAUUUGUAUGAGAUAUGCAAGAAAAGACCUACAUCUUCCAAGGAAUGGUUGAGCAACGGUCGACUCGGCGUUAUGAGCUAG
Molecule: messenger RNA, 468 nt
Organism: Botrytis porri
Lineage: Eukaryota; Fungi; Ascomycota; Leotiomycetes; Helotiales; Sclerotiniaceae
Exons: 1
Coding region: 1-468 (155 amino acids)
Source: RefSeq, a predicted model, not a curated record